Messenger RNA from Metarhizium acridum CQMa 102, 2325 nucleotides. The record is from RefSeq and is a predicted model, not a curated record. NCBI's taxonomy places the organism in Eukaryota, Fungi, Ascomycota, Sordariomycetes, Hypocreales, Clavicipitaceae.
AUGUCGGCUAUUGAAAUCCUUUCCACCCUGGACGUCCUCAUCAAGUUGGGGUCAGAAAUCAAGACCCGACUCGACUCGAUACCCCGAGCUGCCGAAGAUCUUCAACUGCUGGACACUGAGCUUAGACUUUUUGUGACCAUGUUUCAGAACCCCGCGAACAAGAACAUCCCUCUUAUGUCAGAAUUUGUGAUUAUCCCGCAUGUCCUGGAAAGUAUUGCAGAUUUGUGUACAAAAUGCGCAAAGGCCCUGGACAUCGACCUUGCUGCUGGCGCGACAAUUGCGAAUAAGACAGGGCCAUAUGGCAAGAGAUUUGUCAAGCGAAUAUGGGCUUUCUACAAGAUUCCUGGCCUUCUCGCCGAAAUUCAGCGCAAGGCUGAUCAACUUCACAAGAUAUACAUCACAAUUUCUGCUGCAAUCCUCCACAACAUGACGACGCAACAGGGACAGACGAGCGUCGCGCAAACAACUAUACAUGAAAACUUGCUCCACCUGGACCUCAGCACGGGUUCUGCUAACAUCGACCAGAUGGUGGGAAGCCUCAUAAAGGAAUGCAAACGGCUUCGGCAACGACUCCAGGAGGCUAUUCUAUUUCCUGACACGUCGGCUGUUCAAGACUAUCAAGCGCAGAAUCCAGAAGGAGCAUCAUUUUGGAAGGAUCGGUUCCAAAAAGACGAACUCAACGCCUCGGCUCUUCGUUAUGAGUCGUUUUAUGUUUCUUGGGCACGAUUCGUACAUGAGGUAGAAACAUCUUUUGUUCUCAAGAGGAUACCGACUGGAAUUUUUGAAACUGGAAACAUCGAUCUCGUUCGCGAGCAAGGAUCUCGCUAUUGCAUUGAUCAAAACGGCACACGUCGCCUUUCCACUAUCCGGCCUCUGUGGCUCCCGGCUCUUCGGUCUGCUCUCGAUCCGAUGCACAAAGGUUACGUCAAGCCUCGAGACUAUUUCAGUCUUCUUCACGACUCCUCCUUGUCUGAUACCCUUAGAAGAUUGACCCUCCAAAAUGCCGGCUACGGUGUACUUGUCGAAUGCGAAAGGGCACCUGGGGAUCUUCCCUUGCCCGCGGCAAUUGAGUCCCCUUCUGAUCAUGUCGGUUGGAUAUCUGCCCAAAUCGUGGCCGUUCCGAGACCUGAUGAACUUGGAAUCUUUUCCGAACGAGAGGUCAUGGAAUCAAGCGGCGACGCCCUCUUCGCUCACUUCAAUGAUAUUACUCAAGACGUAAAGGUUUACGUUCGUUACCUUCAGACUGGUCAAAUCGAGCGUAAGAGUCUCUUGAAGCAAGUUCGUCCGAUUGGGGGCAUUUCUGUUGGCGCUAUAUUGUCUAUCCGGCAUGAGCUGGAAUCGGGUGAUCAUGCCUGGAGCUGCGACCUUCACAUCACCGAGUUCAAGGCAUUUUACGGGGGGGAGUAUAUUAUCACGGUCGAUGGAGGUGCAAAUGCUAUUGUAUUUUCCACGAGGCCACUCAAGAAUUCCUUCGACAAAAUGUUAGGCGACGACAAUAACUCUUCAAGUUCUACUAUACCAGAGUUUGAUUGUACGCUUCUGGGGCCGUCGAAGGUAUUCAUCCACCCACCGAAAGUUGGCGAAAAGAUUCAGGUCGAGUACGACGGAUUUUGGUACGAUUCGAGAGUUACGGUAGUGGACGGCGAUGAGAUAGAGUACAUUGAUUGGGACAGUUUACCGAAGCAAGUCCCGACCAAUAUUACAGAAGCUCAAGGCGAUAGCGAACGGGAUGAGAAUGAUGGCGGUAGCUUUGCCUUUUCCGAAGAGCAGUUGAGACAACUCGGCAAGGGCACGCGGCGGCUGUGGCGACCGUGGCGAAGAAACAUUAGAAGGUACGAUGUCCGACCUUAUCGUUGCUUUCAUAUCGGCGACUCUGUCGAGGCACCCAUCAUGUACCCGGAUUUCCGAUUACAUUACCAUGUUACCGACAACUCGCAACUCUACCUCCCUGCUCGAAUUGUUGACGUCCAGGGUGACCAGUAUGUGGUCGAAUUCAGUCCGGCGCUUUCGGCUCAUGAGUGGUGGCCAGGGAGGAUUCCCAAGGGUACACAAAUAGAUCUAGUGCCAGGAUCAGGUGUUACGGUAGAAAACCCGUUAGACUUUAAUCGCGUGAUGUUACACAUGGAUCGGGUUCGCCCCUUUUCUGCGGGCCCACGACCGGUUUUGGGCAUUCAGUCAGCGAAGCCGUCUGGGUGGAGUUCAUUUCAGGGCGUUCAUCUUAGCAAUCUUGAGGAUCUUUUGGAGCGGAGUCUUUGGAGCAGCGGCCACGAUAGUCCACGAACGGGCGGCCAGAGGGAUUGGAGAGCGUCCGAGGAUGAGAAAUAA